CGGGAUGCGAUGGGAGGGAGGAGCAGCAGAAGGGCUGCAGUAGUUUAAAUUAAUGUCAACUUGCGUACUCGCCGGGAGAACGAGCAGCACACAUAGCGAAAGUACGUGCUCAGCGCAACCUGCGAGCCGCUCUAUACACUUCAGCAUGACUCGGCGGCCAAGAAACAGUGUUUACAGUAGCGAGGAGGAUGAGGAGGAAACCGAGAUGUAUGAGCAUGAUUAUGACGGAUCACUCACCAAGACAGGGAAACGCCACCUUGGCAAGACACGCUGGACACGAGAAGAGGAUGAGAAGUUGAAGAAACUUGUUGAGGUCCAUGGAUCAGAAGACUGGAAAGUUAUUGCAAGCUUAUUAACGAAUCGCACAGAUGUGCAGUGUCAGCACAGAUGGCAAAAGGUGCUGAAUCCAGAACUUAUCAAAGGGCCCUGGACCAAAGAGGAGGACCAGAGGGUGAUUGAGCUGGUCCAGAAGUAUGGAGCCAAGCGUUGGUCCGUUAUCGCCAAGCACCUUAAGGGACGGAUCGGGAAGCAGUGCCGCGAGCGCUGGCACAACCACCUGAACCCAGAGGUGAAGAAGACAUCAUGGACUGAGGAGGAGGACAGAAUCAUCUACCAGGCGCACGAGAAACUGGGAAACCGCUGGGCUGAAAUCGCCAAGUUGCUCCCUGGCAGGACUGACAAUGCUAUAAAGAACCACUGGAACUCCACCAUGAGGCGAAAGGUGGAACAGGAGGGCUACCUUCAGAACACGUCUAAGACCGGCAACUCUUCGCUCUACGUCAAGACCUCCAAUCACAUUAUGGGUUUCCCUCAUAAUUCACCAAAUCACACGCAACUGUCUCCUCUGACGCCACUCAACUACAACUACAUCACUGAACCACACAGAGUGCCUUUGCCCAUGUCCUUGCAUUUGAACCUUCUGAACAUUCCCCAACACGGAACUGCUGCUAUACAGAGACACUAUGGUGAGGAGGACCCUGAGAAGGAACAGAGGGUGAAAGAGAUCGAACUGCUGCUCAUGUCAACAGAAAAUGAGCUGAGAGGCCAGCCAUCACUACCAAUGACUUUGCCAUAUCCGAGCUGGGCCAGCCAUAGCCACCUGACUAGCAGCCCAGAGGGUGUAGCCAUGCCAUUACCUCAUCACCAGACGGCUGCGCCCGCUCUGCCUCUGGACCAGAGCUGUCUACCUGAGGAGAGUGCUUCUGCAACACGGUCACACAGCACCAGCAGCAACAAUAACAACAAUAACAACGGCAACAGUCAUCACAGCAGCUCCUCGUUCUCACAUACUAUCCCAGAGUUCAUGGAAUCUGUCAUUGAUUCAUUUCUUAUUCAGUCAAUGAGCCCAGAACAUUCAGACAAUGACAGUUUACCUAUGAGCUCCCCUGUGGACACCAAGCCUCUGAUUGACCACCCUGUCCGGCCUCAGAAAGAGAAUGAAAUGUUCAGAACCCCAAACAUUCGUCGCUCUAUCAUGGAGUCAUCACCACGCACACCAACACCUUUCAGGUCAGCCCUGGUCCUACAGGAAGCCAAGUAUGGACCACUCAAAUUACUGAAUUCCCCUAUGGAGCAGCAGAUGGUGGAGUCCAUCAAACAGGAACCAAUGGAGUGCGCUAUUGAACAUCCUCCUCUGAAAAAGAUAAAACAAGAGGUAGAGUCACCAUGUGAGAGGAGCCCAUGUAUGCAAUGGGAAGGACAGGACCUUCACACUCAGCUCUUCUCCCCCAACGGCCCUGCACAGGAAGUACCUGACUUACUCACAAGCUCAAUACUGAGUGAAGAUGGACACAAAGCUUAUGCAUCUCGCAGAGGCAUGGGGAGCCCACUACAGCUCAGUUCCUGGGAGCAAGUGACCUGCGGGAAAACAGAGGAGCACGUUUUGGCCUCAGAGCAGAGCCACAAGUACAUCAACACUUACCCUACGAGGACACUGGUCAUGUAGACACAUGGACACAUGUUGAUCUGGAAACAUCAACAUUGCCUUUGCUGGACUGCUUUCAUAUUUGUUGUGGUACAACAGUUGGGAGAGGCUCUAUGCCACUGGGGGUUUUACACUCACACUUGUUGGAUUUCAACCAACCAAAGACUAUAAUUGUUUCGUUUUUAUAAGUUUAAAAUUUUAUUUGCUUUGGGUUUUUAUACAUGUUUUUCCCGUCACAUUUAUUCUUGUUGUAUUAUUAUCAAUAUUGUAUUAUAAAUGGGACAUGGUGGAUUUUUAAUUUACAUUGGGCUGUAUUAUUAAUCCUGAAUUUUGAUAUUAAUAUAAAGAACAAUUAGAUUAAUUUAUUCCUUUUCUUUAGAUGAUGACUUUAUUGUUGUUUAUUUUACAAUUGGCCAGUGGAGCAGUGUUGUAAGAUAAGUAUUUAAGCCCUUUUAGCAUUAUGAUAUAUCGAACAGAUAUUAAUUCAAAACUGACCUCUUUUAAUUAAUGCAAAUGGGUCUACUGAGAAUUUCAAGUGUUUGGUCCAUUCCACCUCACGUAAACACUUAACUUGAGAACAGGAACAGCAGUGUUUACUCCUGCACUCUUACAUUCAACUAUGAAUUAUGACAUUUUACAAGUGGCGAGCCAUAUUAGUAUUAGCUGCUUACCACACUGGCACCUUCAUUUCAUACAAAUUCAGCAUACAGCUUUUAUGUGGCCUUGACAUUAUCAGGUAUGGUGAAAAAUUCAAUGAACAAACACCUACAGUCAACUAUAGUUAAACAUUUAAGAAUUUCAAAUGUGCUUACAUGUUUAAGGUUGAGAGCUUUCACCCAGUAAGAGUAAGACCAAGAUGCACUUGGACAAAAUAGUCUCCAUAAAAGUGAGUACUAAACACUGAGUUGUUAUUAUGCUACAAACAAAAGCCCAAUGAAACUUUUGUAUGGUUGUUUUUUUAAAACAUUUCUUUGAAUAGUUUUGUAUUGUUUUAUGUCACAUACUCAGUCAUCAUUGUCAUACUGCUGUAGCCAAGGACACAACACUUAGCAGGCAACCUUUUUUACGUGUCGAUGCCUUGUUUUGAUACUAGCUUUUGAGCAACAAUAAGUUUAUAAAAGCAUUUGUACAUGCUCAGUUUUCACGUUUUUAUACUUUUCUAAACUGCUUAUAAUAAAGUGUGCUGUUAUAUUA
Molecule: messenger RNA, 3118 nt
Organism: Betta splendens (Siamese fighting fish)
Lineage: Eukaryota; Metazoa; Chordata; Actinopteri; Anabantiformes; Osphronemidae
Gene: myb
Product: v-myb avian myeloblastosis viral oncogene homolog
Exons: 15
Coding region: 53-1945 (630 amino acids)
Biological process (GO): regulation of DNA-templated transcription
Cellular component (GO): nucleus
Molecular function (GO): DNA-binding transcription factor activity, RNA polymerase II-specific; RNA polymerase II cis-regulatory region sequence-specific DNA binding
Source: RefSeq, a predicted model, not a curated record